Molecule: messenger RNA, 3103 nt
Organism: Aphis gossypii (cotton aphid)
Lineage: Eukaryota; Metazoa; Arthropoda; Insecta; Hemiptera; Aphididae
Product: cytoplasmic dynein 1 light intermediate chain 2-like
Exons: 10
Coding region: 212-1651 (479 amino acids)
Biological process (GO): microtubule cytoskeleton organization; microtubule-based movement
Cellular component (GO): cytoplasmic dynein complex; centrosome
Molecular function (GO): dynein heavy chain binding
Source: RefSeq, a predicted model, not a curated record
UAAUAAUAAAAAAACAACAACAAUUCUAGUAAUAAUAUUUUAUAUUAUGUAAUGAUAGAAUAGAUUUUUUAUUUUUUUAUUUAAUUAUAGUGACUUGAAUUAAAUUCGUGUCGUGUUAAUAUUAGUGUAAGUUUAUUAUUAUUACUUAUAACUCUGUGAGCUGACAGUACUCAGCUGUUGAAACGUCAAGCAUUACAUUUUUUACUGUAAAAUGCAAGAAGAAGAAAACUUAUGGAACUCUAUGUUGAUCUCAUUAAAAGAAAAGGGCGGGACCCGGUUACCAACUGACAAGUCUAUGAUCAUAAUAGGUGAUAACCAAUGCGGUAAAACCACUCUUGUUGCAAAGUUGCAGGGUAUUGACGAUCUGACAAAGGGAAUUGGACUGGAAUAUGCGUAUAUUGAUAUUCGCGAUGAUUAUAAAGAAGAUCAUACAAAAUUAAAUGUAUGGGUACAAGAUGGCAACCCUAAGUACUCGUUUUUAUUAAAAUUUGCUUUGUCAGAGAAGAACUUUAAGAACACAUUGAUAAUGUUUGUUGUUUCUAUGAAAACACCUUGGAAUAUAAUGGAUCAACUAGAAAGUUGGGCAACAUUACUGCAAGACUACAUUGACAAUCUACCAAUUCCUAGUGAAGAACUUCGAGAAUAUAGACACAAUUGUAUUAAGAAAUGGAACGAAUACAUUGAAGAAAAUGUUGGUGAUAAAAAUGGGUAUUGGGAACCAUCACUUGGAGAUGGAGUACUUACAAGAAAUUUAGGUUUAAAUAUAAUUGUUGUUGUUACGAUGACUGAUUACAUAAGCUUUUUGGAAAAAGAAAAUGACUACAAGGAUGAACAUUUUGAUUUUAUACAACAAGCAGUACGCAAAUUUUGUUUACAGUAUGGUGCAUCACUAUUUUAUACAUCAGCCAAGGAAGACAAAAACUGUGAUUUAUUAUAUAAAUUCCUUACUCAUAAAAUUUAUAAUUUCCCAUUUAAAACACCAGCAUUAAUUGUCGAAAAAGAUGCAGUUUUCAUACCAGCAGGAUGGGAUAGUAUGAAGAAGAUAAGUAUUCUCUAUGAUAACAUGCAGACCAUAAGACCUGAUGAGUUUUAUAACUCUGUUAUAACAAAAGUUAAUACAAGAAAGGCUUUUGCCAAAGACCAUGAAAUCCAAGCAGAAGAUGAACAAGUAUUUUUGAACAAACAAUUAGGUUUACUGAACCAGAGUUCAAAUCAACAGUCAGCCAUUGGUAUACCAAGACAAGACUCUGUAAUGAGAUCACUGACAGGUGUUUCUAAGUCAGGUGAUAGGCGUCUAUCUUUAACCAGUCAAGGGCAAGGUUCUCCAACAAAAAAGAUUGAUCCAAUAAAAUCAGCUAACACAUCAACCCCAGGUGAAGGAGUCUUGGCUAACUUUUUCAAUUCAUUGUUGCAUAAAAAAUCCACUCAAAGUCCUGUUUUAACCAAAACGACAAGCGAGUUAUCUGGUUCAAAAUCUCUAUCUUUGGAGAAAACUGAAUAUGAUGCAGACACAGCAGCCGAACUGAAUAGAUUGGCUAAGAGAACAUUGAAUUUAUCACAUGAAACUUCUGCUGAAACAAAUCUGCCUGAAAACAGAAUUGAGGAACAAAUCUCAACUACUUUUGGUGAAAAAUCAUCGUCAGAAUGUUAAUUUAUGGUCGAUAAAUUAUUUUUCCUAUUUUUGUGAUAACCUAAUAAUCAUUAACGUUUUGUGCAAUUUUAUUUAUUUAUUUUUUUUUUAGCUUAGUGUGAACAAACAAUACUUAUUUUAUUUAUAUUUAUUUAUUUUUUUAUAUUAAUCCUUUAACUAUUAUUUUAAUAUGUUUAAAUUUUAUUUUAAAUGUUAUUAUAUUAUUGCAUGGUAUACAUUUGUAUUACAAAAUUCUUGUGUAACUUGAACCAAACUUAGAUAAACAAAUUAAGAGACAUAGUGUCCCCAGCAUAUGAAUGAUGAGGCACAAUAUUGUGACAUUGAAUUUUGAUUAUUAUUAUCUUACUUGUUUUAAAAUCUCAAAUUUAUUAAAGUUAAUAUUGUAUUAUUCUGUUUGGUUUAUUCAAACAAAAAAAUAUUUUUUAAUUUUGAAAAAAUUGUGUGGUCUUUAUAGUGUAACGGUUAUGUGGGUAAUAAUUUUCUAAUAUGCAGGCAAAUUAUAAUUUAAAAAGUUACAUUUAAUUUAUAUUGAUCUAUUUUUUAUAUCAAUUUAAAUAUUAAUUUUUUUACAAAUGUAUGAAGGUUAAAUAUAUUUAAAACAAAUUGCUCCUAUCAUAUCAACUUAUAAGUUGGGUUUUGAAUACAGCAUCACAUAACUUAUUAUCAAUAUAAUAUGUGUAUAUACUGCAAGUUCUGAAAGUUAAUUAUAGUUUUGAAUACGUAAUACAUGCCCCUUGACUAUUGCUUUCAAUUUUAAAAGGACGUUAAACCUGCAUGUUUUAUCUCUGUCUUAGUAAUGUACAUCACAGAAAAUUUGCAUUCAGCAGUACACAUUUUUGAUGUAAGCUUUAAUAUUAGAGUAAAUUUACCUAUUCUUAAAUUUAAAGGUAAGAAUAAUAUCUAUGAAAUGGCAUAUGCUUUUAUGGAUAUUAUCAUUUUAAAAAGAGAUAAAGGUAUGUAAAAUAUUACAACUUUAAAAUGUUCAUAAAUUAAAGCACACAACAUUUCCGAAAGAAUAUUCUUACCUUUGAAUUUGAUAAUUGGUAAAUUUACUCUAAUAUUAAAGCUAGCAUCACAAAAUGUAUACUGCUGAACACAAAUUUGCUAUGAUGAACGUUAGUAAGACAGAGACAACACAUGCGGGUAUAACAUUUUCUUAACUAGCAUCUAUGAUCUAUGUUUGUAUACACAUAUAGUUUUAUAAAAUUUGUAUUUUUUUUUUUAUUAUUUAGUACUAUAUUAUAUUUUGUUAUCGUGGUUGACAUGCACUUAAAAUUUUUAUAUGAAUAAUUGUAAUACUUUUUGUACACAUUUAUUACACUAUUUAAUUAUGAUCAAGAUAAAAUCUAAUAGUUUUAUGUAUAAUCUGAUGCUACUUAAAAUCACAAGUGUAUUGCAUUGUUAAUAGAAUAAAUCAAUUGUAAUAUAAAAAUAAAUACAACUACAACUAAC